Messenger RNA from Capsella rubella, 905 nucleotides. Its product is annotated as germin-like protein subfamily 2 member 1. Bases 148 to 825 code for a protein of 225 amino acids. The record is from RefSeq and is a predicted model, not a curated record. The transcript is spliced from 2 exons. Gene Ontology annotation, cellular component: plasmodesma; cell wall. NCBI's taxonomy places the organism in Eukaryota, Viridiplantae, Streptophyta, Magnoliopsida, Brassicales, Brassicaceae. Gene Ontology annotation, biological process: regulation of root development; plasmodesmata-mediated intercellular transport. Gene Ontology annotation, molecular function: manganese ion binding.
CAGAGAGAGAGAACAAGAAGGAGGAGGCAUGUUGCUUGCUUUUUCAUUCUUCUUCUCAACGAGAAAAGUCAGACUCUCUUCAAUUCUUCUCCUUUAUAAACAAUAAUUCUCGACUUGUUACAGUCCCACCACCACUUACCAAACACCAUGGCUUCUUCCCCACCUCAAACUCUCCUCCUCCUCCUCGUCGGUCUCACCACCGUCUUCUUCUUCUUCUUCAUCUCCGCUUCCGCAGAUCCGGACAUGCUCCAAGAUCUCUGCGUCGCUGAUCUCUCCUCCGGAAUCAAGAUCAAUGGCUUUCCUUGUAAAGACGCAGCUACAGUAACAUCAGCCGAUUUCUUCUCACAAGGUAUAGCUAACCCAGGUCUCACUAACAACACAUUCGGUGCCUUGGUCACUGGAGCCAACGUUAUGACCAUCCCUGGACUCAACACACUCGGUGUCUCGCUCGCUCGUAUCGACUACGCCCCAGGGGGUUUAAACCCACCUCACACCCACCCACGUGCCACUGAGGUUGUCUUUGUCCUCGAAGGAACUCUCGACGUUGGGUUCCUCACCACCGCCAAUAAGCUCAUCUCUCAAUCUCUCAAGAAAGGAGAUGUCUUUGCUUUCCCUAAAGGACUUGUCCAUUUCCAGAAGAACAAUGGUCGUGUCCCUGCCUCUGUUAUUUCAGCUUUCAAUAGUCAGCUUCCUGGAACCCAAUCCCUUGGUGCUACUUUGUUUGGUUCUACUCCUCCUGUUCCUGACAACAUCUUGGCUCAAGCCUUCCAGACAUCUUCAGGAACUGUCAAACAUAUCAAAUCCAAGUUCCAACCCAAGAAAUGAUCUCUUUAUAUAUUCAUUACAGUUAUUUGUUUUUUUUUUACCGGUUCUGUUUGAUAAAGGAAAGAUCUUUUUAUUCCACU